GUGAAGGUGAAAAGUUGAACUUUUAAAUCUAUGCCACUACAACCGAAGAGGUUCAUGUAGUCGGUACAACAAGCGAUAGGCGUACUCGUACCGUCGUGGUGAAGGAAACUAGGCCUCACCGUAGUUGGUUCUUUGUCUCUUCUUCCUGCCAGGAAAGUGAAAAGCAAGAAGAUGGCCGACGUUGCUUCUCCGGCUGCAGCUGAAGAGGUCGCUAUUGCUAUUGGCUACGAGUACGACGAUGACGACGGGAACUACAGCCUAGAUGCCGGUGCUGGUGCGCAAGAGGAAGCAUACGCCGCGGAUCACGAUGUGGACGCACAGCCUACACAGGUCGACAUCAACCGAUUAGCGCGACUGGAACGCGAACAGAGGGAGAAGUAUCUUUCUAUUUUCAAGAUGUGUCUCCUGUCAUGUUUGUAGUUGAAAAAGGAAAAGCUCACCACUCUUCUAGUCUUUUGCAGUUGAGUUGUAGUGCACCAGAGGACCACCCGUUCCCGUCGUGAAGUAGAAAGAACACCAAUACUCACCCCGAAAAAAAUCAAAUCUUGUUGAUCUUCACUAUCAGGCUUAAGAUCCUGCAAAACCGCAUUGGAUUACUUCGGAACCAAGAACAAAGAUGCUGGAAAGACAUCAGCCGCACGCAAAAACAGGCGGAAACGCAGGAGAUCGGGGAGGCGGUGCGGGAGGAACGAGUGACGAUUGCGAUGCAAGUCCACGAAGACCUCGUACAGCUGUAUGAGAGUAAGAAGGCGAAGGUACUGAAAAGGCAAAGGGCAUCAAAGUUUUGUCGCCCGAUACAGAUACACCAGGCGGCCGAUCAUAGUGCGUGUCUUGUGUCAGAACGCCCAUGCGGAAGUGAUUAUUUUUUUUCUUGCGAAAGUACAGCUGCACACCAUUUCAUCUAUUCGACUGAUAAUUCUAGGCCGCCGAGGUUCGUGCUGACCUUGCGGAAAACAAGGGCGUGAACAAGGCCGUUUUAUUGGAAGAAGCCGCAAUCAUCGGAAUGGAGGUCAGAGAUCAGAAACUACGCGAUGAAGACGAACUCAGAAUGAUGAAAGAGCUGGAAGUAGAAGACAAAAAAGCAAAGGUAUAGACUUACUUUCAUGCAGAUUAUUUCCCACAGCCACAGCUCUGCCUCUGUUAGAAGGGUUUUGCUUCUAUAAGAUGGUGUUUAUUAUGUGAUGUAUCGCACGUGGCAAGAAGUUGAAAUUCAAAUUCCAUUUCAUAAUAAUAUUCCCGGAAAAAUAAUCAUCAUCCACCUGCAGGCGAUCUUCGUUCAGAGUGAACGGGUGGAGCGGAAAGAGCGCCGCGAGCUGGAGUUGCACCUGCUGGAAGAAGCAAGGCGACGGGACAAGGAGGAGUCUUACCUUUCCGUGCUCCGGGAUGUGGAAGCGCUCAAUGCGGAAAUCGAGGUUAGAUUGAGCUGAUUUCUUGUCAGGCACAAGAACCGAUUUAUUCUCGUUUUAUCUCUCACUCUCUAAUCCAUUUAUUUUUCACGCAUGACAAACAGAAAGUAAAAGUUUCUUUCCCUCACCCUGGUCCACCGCUUUAACCGCUUCUCUUUACUAUCACAGGAAGCCGAACGGCUCGAGCAGGACGCCUUGCAGCGGCUCCAGCACUCGCAGAGCAUGCGCGACAAUUUUCUGCACCAGAGCAGUGUCAGUUCCGAGACGAGUAAGAGGUCCAAUGUGCCGCCGUUGUCUGCCCGGAUCAACACGGCCAGGAACCAACACCGGUCCACGGGUGCGACGUUCGGACAGCCACCGCACGUGCCCACGAGCACCAGUAGCAGGAAGAGCAGUUUUUCCUUCAAAUCAGCAGUCAGCGGAAAUGCGACACCGGUACUAAAUGUAAAUGGCACGACAGUGAGAAAGCUUCAAAACGGCGUAGCCACGACCUUGAACGCCAGAAGCAGGGUGGGGAGUGCAGGUUCUACGGGUACUAGUUCAUCUCAACAGCAUUUGCCACCAAGGCUGGUGCAGCAGCAAGAACAGCAGAUGAGGAAAAAUUAUGGGUACCAACAAGAACAGCCGCUUUCGGAGCAGCACAGUCUGCUCUCCGAGACCUCUUUACUUCAAACCCCACGCAGCACCACCUCCGAGCACCAGCAUCGGACCAGGCAAGCAGGGACCAGAUCCGGUCCGCCGGUGCAGCACGUGCAGGCACAGCCAAAACCAACACCUCCGCAUCAUCAAAUCGUGAAAACUAUAAACCAGACCAGAACUUCGCAAAAUUAUUCGCCGAAUUUAGUGCCGAAGAACUCAACGCCACAUAAUUACGUCGGUUCUUCCCCUCUAUCAAAAGCGAAUCGGAUGAAGGAGAUUUUGCAAAGAGAAAGACGAGCUUCACAAUCACAGCACCAGGGAACAACUACGAGCAAUUCCGCAUCGAAACUUGGCACAACGAGCACUGGUUCCAAAAGACCUUCCCAAACCACUUCUACAAGCACUACCCCACGGGGCAAGAACAGCUUUCGCCCGCCAGCGCGAAGCAGUUACGAACGAACCAUCUCGCAAAACAGGCACCUGCAUCAGGCGUUUGUGGCGUCUUCGAGCGCGGCGGCGGGAACAAGUACUACAGGCAGAAACCACGGUGGAGCAGGUGGAGCGAUCAAGGUUCGGGACCACGUGGCUACCAUUCCAAAACUGAAGAUAAGCAGCGAGGUCGCGAGUAGAUCAACAUCAAGGGAGCAAGAAGUUGUGCAAGGACGAGAUUUUCAUGAAACCAUUACGGGGAUGAGUACUACAGAAUUCGGAAAAUUCACCUGUACAACAACUCCAAGGGGCGGAACUACCGCGUCAGCAUCUUCGUCAGCAGCAGCACCACGACCCGAUGAUUUGUAUCAGCAGCAGGAUGAUCAGCGCGUUCGAGCGUAUCCUCAAAAAAUGCUGCCGACGCAGGGUUUCGUCCGAGGAGCAAAGCAGUCCCCCCGAGUAACAAGAAAUCCGUCGAGAAAUGUAGAGGUUGAAAAAGUGCCGUUUUUGGAGGAGCUAGGUAGCCAUGCCGGAGGGCAGCACUCUCGGUCUUCUACUUCUGAGCAUCCAGGAGAUUAUAGCAGUGCCAUUCGCGUCAAACGUCAGAGUCAAGAAAAUCACUCCAAAUCUUCCUCUGGCGGUGCUCUGUCCUUCACCACGACCUCGUCUAAAGAGCACGAAUUGAUGAGUCACGAAAAUAAUCCUGAGGAGUCGACGUUCCUUCAAGUCUACCACAGUCCGCAAGACAGCGUCGGAGAAGUUGUACCAGAUGGACAACUAGUAGUACAAGAUGGCAGAGGAGGACUUCUUGGUCAACAUCACCAACAUGUUCUGGAACCGGUUCGCGAGGUGCAAACCCCAGACGAGGAAAACUCCUGCUCCAUGCUGGAACCGCAGCACAAAAGCUCUGCGCGCGGUGGAUUUUAUUCGGCUGGUGGUCAGCCCAACUUUAGUGUCCAGUCCGCGCCUGACGGGGUCAACAUCGGUACUAGACCAAGAUUGCAAAUCAACCAACCGCACAUCAGAGACCAUCUCGGGGGAGGAGCAGGAGGGAGUGGCAAAUCAAGUACAACUGGCGCAAAUAAGCGGUUGAAUGCUUGGGGGUUAACACCCAAAGCCUCCUCGUCGAGCUCUGGCACUUGUUCCGACGACAACAAUCAGGCGUUCUUUUUGCAAGACGAGAAGGAACAGGACCAGAAGUACCAAAAAUUCUCCAGCCACUCUUACGCGGAGGGCGUGACAAACAACUCCAAAUACGAGUACUACAACGCGUCUCCCAGAACGAAAAUCGCCGACGUUGUGAAAGCCUUCACGGAGGGACGGCCAAUCCGGAGGCUGUUGCAGCAGCAAAGUGGCGAAAACGUAGUUCUUGGCCGAGGAGGCGAAGGGGAGAAGAAACCACCAGCAUCCUCAAGGCGCCCGCUGGAUGACGACGUGCUUCUCGAAGCUGAGGUAGUGCCGGAUGAAGAUGAUCUUCUAGUUUCACAUGAUCAAGAACAACUGCAAAAACCAGCUCAAAGGAAUUCAUCGUUGCCUGGUCGUGGAGAAAUAAAUCCUUCGAGCACAGCAACUUGCUGGGAUUUUCUCUCCCCGCGGCAAAAUUUGACGCCAAGAGAAGUUGUAAAAACCUCCGCCGGGCCAACGGUGACGCAUUGCGAAACAUCAGAGGAGGCUCGUCCUGCGAGAGCUACUUCGUCAAUAGGAAUAGCUUCCACGACACGUCCAAGUAGAUCCGGCGCAGCAGUUCUCCAAAGCACGCAAGCUUACUACAAAUCAUUGAAUUUGCCGAACAAGAGUGACCAAACGACGAACCACAACUCUUCCUCUGCUACGACUGUCGCGAACACGGAGUACGAUACAAGCUCGUCGGCAGAGAACUUGCUUGAAGGAAGUGGCACCGGCAGUGGGCUUGCAGCGAAAAAUAAAUCACAGCACACUAAUUUAUUUCCGGCGCCUUCGUACCAGGCCCCGCCCGAGCCGGCUAGAGAGGAGAUCGCGUCGCCCAGAAGGCAUGUAAUUGGGAGCACGCAAACCGGAGCAGCUUUCUCGACUACUAGUGCCUCCGCGGCCAGCGCAGCACCGGCCGGCGUUGCUUUCCUUCGCAACAUCUUCAAGUGCACCAGCGCAACCAGCCCGCAGCACGACACGAGUUUCUCGGUCGGCUCGCACUCCGCGAUUGAUGAUGACGGCAACUCGCACCGGGAGCCGGUGACCUACGCGGGCAAAACGUGGAUGAUGGACGAAAGUGAAGAUGAGCUCGGGAUCAGCGAUGGCUCCUAAUUCAUGUUAUCCGAAAAGUAAAUUGUAAAUGUAAAAAUUAUGUUUCAAAAAUUCCGACGAGGACGUUGCUACCACCAAUAAAGCCAGAUUUUAUAUAAAACGAGAAGAAUUGCUAGUCGAAUAAUUAGAAGUGUCACAGAUGACCAACUUAUCACUUGAGGAUAAUAUCACAGCCCAUGUACUAGAAGAAACAAGCAUUCUUGUGUGCAUAAUUGUACGAUAAGGACAUCAGAAUAAUAGCUAAACCGAAAAAUCGCAUACAUCAAACAUAGUGCAUCUGCAUGAAAAUAAUUUGCAUGAUUUGAAAAAACACUUCUUCACUAUGCGCUCCU
Molecule: messenger RNA, 5086 nt
Organism: Amoebophrya sp. A120
Lineage: Eukaryota; Dinophyceae; Syndiniales; Amoebophryaceae
Source: the annotation of a GenBank genome assembly